AUGCUCCUGGGCGCCUCGUUUGUGCUGCAGCUGGUCAACUCCCUGUCGGUGCCGAUCAUCCGCGGCCUGAGUUUCCUGGACUUCGGCCUCGUUUCACAGGGCAAUGAAGGCGAGUUUCACUUUGGUAUAUGGGGCUGGUGCUCGCAGCAGACGGGGCGCGCGACGGCAUGCCUCCGCACCGGCCCCGGAGACUACGAUGCGUUUCUGAGCAGUUUGCAGAAGACGCUGGCGCCGCGCUCGGUGCCGUACCAGGAUCCGUUCCUCGGCCAUCUCGCGCAGGCUCUGGUCCUGCAGCCUAUCGCAGCGGGCUUCACGGGUCUCGCAGCCGGCGCGGCGCUGCUGGCCGUGUGCGCGAACUCGUUCUUGUGGGUCCUGGCCGCUCUGUGGGCCGCCGCGCUGUCGAUCGCGACGCUCGUCGUGGAGCUCAUCCUGUUUCUGAAUGCCAAGGCCCGCUUCAGCCAAAUGUUUGAUCAGAUCGACGCCUUUGAUGAGUUCACGGUGAGUCUCGGCAAGGGCAACUGGAUCCAGGUCGCGGCGACAGCCGCCGCCAUCAUCGGCGCCGUGGUGGCACUCGUUGCCUUUAUUACGAACCACACGCACGCGGGCGAUGUGCCGCACACACCCGUAACGCCGCUUCCCAUGGCGUCGGCGCCAGCGACGUACACGCAUCGCGCGCCGACGCCGCUGCCGCCGCCUGCACCGGCCCACGAGACCAUGUACAUGCCGCCGCAGCCGCCGUACGAAUCGGCUAUGCAGCCACCGCUAAUCAACUCUACCGGCAUGGGACGCGCAUACGAGACGGACGUGCCGUACGAGAGCACGGCGGCGCCCAUGCUGAAUCGUCGCCCUGGCGAGCGUGUACGGACGCCCCACGAGAAGCGUGCGAGUCGGCACCACAGCGAGGGCCAUCGCCACAGCCGCCACAGGAGCGAUAUGGGCCACACUGACACGCUGCCACACCACGGCUUUGACUAUGACUACGACUACGACUACGAUGCAUACCCCGCACGGCGCAUAGACUCUGGCAAGACUUCGCAUGUGCGUCACCGCAGCACAGCAGGCCACUACAGCCGCGAUCGCAAGCACACAUAUGCAGACCGUGGCUCGCGAAUGUAUCCAGACGAUGUGUACGAGCGGCGCACGGCCAACGACGAGGCGCGCUGGCGGCGCCUCAGCAACAACCUGAGCUACUGA
Molecule: messenger RNA, 1194 nt
Organism: Malassezia sympodialis ATCC 42132
Lineage: Eukaryota; Fungi; Basidiomycota; Malasseziomycetes; Malasseziales; Malasseziaceae
Exons: 2
Coding region: 1-1194 (397 amino acids)
Cellular component (GO): cell division site; plasma membrane; growing cell tip
Source: RefSeq, a predicted model, not a curated record